ACACACACACACACACACACACACACACACACACACACACACACACACACACACACACUAUUCCGCAGCGACAUCCGACUCAUUGAUUUCAUUGUUCGAGACUUUUACUCUGAGAGGAAACAGCUGGGAAAGGAAAUGAAAGCGUGGAGGGUUCGAUUUCUGUACUUUCUGGUGUUGAAUGCAGCUGUGCAGUAUGUGACCUCUCUGGAAGAAGAGCACUCCGAUUCUAUUUUUGGUAACUUCCUCGACCCUCUAAAGGACCUGUUUGCCCAAAAUGACGACAGCAAUCAAACCGUGACUAAAUUCUCCCUCAGAAAACCAAGCGUCCCCGAUGAUGACCUGUGCUACAUCGUUCCUGGAAAGCCUGAGUCCCUGGCAGCCUGCAGCUUCGACAGCACCUCCAAAACCUUCCUGGUGAUCCACGGAUGGACGUUGAGUGGGAUGUUUGAGAGCUGGGUGGAGAAGCUGGUGACGGCGCUGUACGACAGGGAGAGGACGGCUAACGUCAUCGUGGUGGACUGGCUCGGCUCGGCUCAGAAUCACUAUGUGGUCGCAGCGCAGAACACCAAGGCGGUCGGACACGAGAUCGCUCGCUUCAUCGACUGGAUCGAGGAAACCACCAACAUGCCUCUGGAGAACAUCCACCUGAUUGGCUACAGCCUCGGAGCUCAUGUUGCAGGAUUUGCAGGAAGCCACGCAACCAAUAAAGUCGGAAGAAUAACCGGUCUGGAUCCCGCUGGUCCUGACUUCGAGGGGGAGCACGCUCACAGACGUCUGUCCCCGGACGACGCUAACUUCGUGGACGUCCUGCACACCUUCACACGCGGCUCUCUGGGUCUCAGCAUCGGGAUCCAGCAGCCCGUCGGACACGUCGACAUUUACCCCAACAGAGGCAGCUUCCAGCCGGGAUGCAACCUCAGAGGGGCCCUGGAGAAGAUCGCCAACCUGGGGUUAUUCGCGAUCACAGAUGCAGUGAAGUGUGAACACGAGCGCUCGGUGCACCUCUUCAUCGACUCUCUUCUGAACGAGCAGGACGCAGCGAAGGCCUACAGAUGUGGAAGCACGGACAUGUUCGACCGCGGCAUGUGUCUCAGCUGCAGAAAGAGCCGCUGCACCGCCGUGGGCUACGACAUCAGCCUGGUCCGCAGAGCACGCAGCGUUCAGAUGUACACCAAGACACGUGCCUCCAUGCCUUUCAGAGUUUACCACUAUCAGGUGAAGAUCCACUUCUCCAGUAAGGUGAACCGUUCUGAGAUGGAGCCGUCGCUCACCGUCUCGCUGUUCGGGACGAGAGGAGAGGCGGAAAACCUGGAGCUGAAACUGAAGGAGAAGUUAGAGACGAAUACGACACAUUCGUUCCUGCUGGUGACGGAGAAAGACAUCGGGGAUCUGCUGAUGUUGAAGUUUAAAUGGGAGGAGACGAACGGCUGGUCGGCCUCCAACGUGCUGAACAUGGUCUCCUCGUGGUGGUCCGGAGACUCCGGCAGCGACAACAUGGACGUCCACAAGAUCCGCAUCCGGGCCGGAGAGACACAGCAAAAGUUGGUGUUCUGUGUAAAAGACCCUGGAGCUCCGAAAUUAACACAAGAGGUCACGUUUGUUAAAUGUAAGGACGCAUGGAGA
Molecule: messenger RNA, 1623 nt
Organism: Notothenia coriiceps (black rockcod)
Lineage: Eukaryota; Metazoa; Chordata; Actinopteri; Perciformes; Nototheniidae
Gene: lpl2a
Product: lipoprotein lipase 2 a
Exons: 9
Biological process (GO): very-low-density lipoprotein particle remodeling; lipid catabolic process
Molecular function (GO): lipoprotein lipase activity; apolipoprotein binding
Source: RefSeq, a predicted model, not a curated record